AUGGCCAGCAUCAAGGAGACAACGACUUUGCUAAACAGAGUCAUCAGAAAGAGCGAUGAGGGUGGCCGCAAAGCAAUCGAUUUCGGCGACAAAUCCUUUCGCGAACUCCGCCAAGUCGUCAAAAAUAAGCCUGAUUGGAACGCCGCCCUAGUCGACCAUUUGUUGCAAGAGGCCGAAAAAUCCGACUGCAUUAAGCGCCUGCUGGCUUUAUCUCUGUUGGAUUAUUUCUUCCAUCGGGCUCACGCUUGGCGCUCCCGCGUGGUCGAUAAUUUACAAGAGGUGCUGAUAAUUUUUUGCGAAUUGGACAUUCUGCACCGGCCAUUGCCCGAGCCAAAAUCGGAGGCCAGGGAUCUGAAGGUGGACGCAAUCAAGAAGAUCAAGGUGUGGCACGAAAAGUUCUCGGAAGGCUACGAACGGCUGAAGAAUGUCCCGCAUUUUCUGGCGAACUCCAAGUCGAUGGACUAUCAAAGCGCCUCAGCAAGUCUACAAAUCGAAUGCCAGCAGCUAGAAGAAGAGAAGCGGAAGGAGGAAGAGAAGACGGCUAAAGCCGUUCAACAGGUGAUGGCCAAGUUCCAGAUGAUGCACGCGGAUAUUGAGCGUUGUUUGAAAGAGGUGUCUUCUGCCGUGAAUCUAUUGGUGCCGAAUUUCGCCGAGGAUUUUGAGGGAGAAGCAUUUGCCGUUGAUUGUCUACCUUUAACUUCCGAUGGGCGCCUACACGGAUACGCUGACGCGCAUUCCAUCUCGAUUAAUCUCAAAGAAGCACUACCUCGUGUUAAAUUGUCAAAAGAAAAUGAGGCGCUGGUCUCGGCAGUCCGGGAUGGCCGAUCGAUGCUCGAUUUUUAUAGGAAAAACAUCGCUCGUUGGUUGACGCGGAUGGCGAGUGUUGGAGCGAAACAAGAGGACUGCGCGCCGCUUCUCAAUAUAAAUAAUCGAAUUGAAGAAGAGCGACUCCGGAUCAAUGACCUACGAAUUCCUGAAAAGCCGUCGCGGGAUGAUGAUUCGAGUGACGAGGCCAGCGAUUUUGAGGAUGUUCCGGAGAAGGAAGUCGAGGAGUUUGUCGCCCCGCUUGAUGAUUCUGUACCGCUGGUGAUCCUGGAUCGUAUCCGGAAAAUGGAAGAUGGACAAGGCUCAAGCCAAAUGGACAUGCCGCAGACGUCGAAAAUGACUGUAGAAGAACCGCUGGUGCCGACAGUACCUUACGGGCUCGAUCUCAAAUAUUGGGGUGAGGAGCCGCCGGCUGAUAUCGAGGUCCCUAAAAACAAUGCCGAUUGCCAUCGCUUUUGGCGGCCACCGGACGAGGGAGAUACUUCCAAAGAACAGUCGUCAGUCUACACGACGCGCGUCAUCACCUUCAUUGGAAAAGCCGUCGUCCCGACAAUGGCUUGUAAAGCACGGUUGAGCAGCGGGAAAUUGUGCCCGAGGAUGGAUGUUGAGAGAUGCCCGAUCCAUGGAAAAAUUGUGCCGCGAGACGAUGAAGGGUUCCCAUUCCAGGAAUCUCCGGACAUCAUCGUCCCAAAUCCAGAAGCGGAAGAUGACGCUGAAUUUGUGCGCGAUGUCGAGAUGGCUACCGGCCGAGAUUUGGGCGGCGGCUCCGUCCAGAAAAAGCCAGGCGGACGCACCAAGAAAAGACAGCGAGAUGUGCCGGCUAGCAAACAGACGCGUGACAGACUGGAGAAAAAGCUCCUCGACAAACGUACGGUGGCCCGCAUCUCGGCACAUCUGGACGCGGUGCGCAAGGCGAAGAUCGAGCAGAAGUUUGCCCACCAAUUCAACCAUGCCCUCUCCAGGCGA
Messenger RNA from Mesorhabditis spiculigera, 1791 nucleotides. NCBI's taxonomy places the organism in Eukaryota, Metazoa, Nematoda, Chromadorea, Rhabditida, Rhabditidae. The record is from the annotation of a GenBank genome assembly.